Daucus carota subsp. sativus is the source of this 3427-nucleotide messenger RNA. RefSeq names its product probable leucine-rich repeat receptor-like serine/threonine-protein kinase At3g14840. NCBI's taxonomy places the organism in Eukaryota, Viridiplantae, Streptophyta, Magnoliopsida, Apiales, Apiaceae. The record is from RefSeq and is a predicted model, not a curated record. The transcript has 25 exons. The coding region runs from base 60 to 3056 and encodes 998 amino acids. Gene Ontology annotation, biological process: protein phosphorylation. Gene Ontology annotation, molecular function: ATP binding; protein kinase activity; protein binding.
UUAUAUUAUAUUUAGGGCUCCAACUAGUACAUUCUUGGCUUACUAUCCAGCAAAGAGCUAUGGAGAAGCAGGAAGAAGUAAAGCCCUGCCCUCUCGCAGCAGGGCUGGUAGCAGGUUUUGUUGAAGUACAGUGUGUGAAUCUUGCACCAGAGGAUGUAAGUGCACUUCGUGAGAUAGCUGAUCAACUGGGAAGAAAGAACCACAAGUUCAAUUAUAUUGAGCUAAACUUGACAAACUGGGACACUACACGGAAGCCAGAGUAUGCUAAUUAUGUCUUCUACAAUUGCUCCUUCCCUGGUGACAUAUGCCGCGUUCAAGCCAUGUCUCUCAAAGGGCAGGAUUUUGAUGGUAUACUUCCACCAUCCUUGGCAAAGUUGCCAUUCAUAAAACAGAUUGAUUUUACUCGCAACUACCUUGGUGGCACGAUACCCCGUGAAUGGACUUCAACAAAGUUGGAACAUAUGGCUGUCACAGUAAAUAAUUUAUCGGGGCCGAUUCCAGAUUACUUGGGAAACAUUUCCACUCUCAGAAAUUUGAGUCUUGACAGCAACAUGUUUACUGGAAGUGUUCCACCAGAGCUUGGGAAACUAGUAAACUUACAGACACUCCAUAUCGAUGCUAACUAUCUAACUGGACAAUUACCUCUGGAGCUUAAUCACCUAAUCCACUUGACAGAUAUUCGACUAGGUAGCAACAACUUUACUGGAAAACUUCCAGAUUUCCAAAGUUGGAAGCAACUAUCUAAAUUAGAUAUUCAAGCUAGUGGUUUUGAGGGACCUAUACCUUCUAGCAUUUCUAUCCUGAAAAAUUUAACUGAGCUAUUGAUCAGCAAUUUAAAUGGAGGAGCCACAGAGUUUCCUCAACUAGAAAACAUGACACAACUGAAUAAUUUAAUGUUGAGGAGCUGUAAUAUAUCUGGGGAAAUACCCAAGUAUCUUUCCAAAUUAACAAAUUUAAACAAACUAGACCUAAGCUUCAACAAGUUGAAAGGAGAAAUACCCAGCAAUUUUAGUGCCCUAACAGGGCUCCAGCAAAUGUUUCUCACAAACAAUUCUCUUACUGGACAUAUACCGGAGUGGAUGAAAAAAAUUAGUUCCAAUGGUCAUAUAGAUCUAUCAUACAAUGAAUUUUCUAAUGAUUCAGGAACUUGCUGGAAUUCAUUAACCUUCAACUUGUUUAGGAGCUUUGGGAGAAAUUUCAAUUGCCGCAGCAGUAGCUUUUCAUGUCCUAAGGAUCGGUAUUCGCUGCAUAUUAAUUGUGGGGGGAAACAAGUUACAAUUGGUGAUAGAACUUUUGAAGACGAUGAAGAAUCAGCAGAUCCAGAAAAUUAUCAUAUUAUAACAGGAUACUGGGGAAGUAGUAUUACAGGAGUCUUUAAUCCUAGAAGGUUUUCGAGAUAUAACUAUACAGCACACAAUACAUCUAUUCUUAGAAUGAAUGACUCCGAAUUGUACACGACUGCUCGUCUGUCUCCUUUGUCACUCACUUACUAUGCCCGCUGUUUGGCAAAUGGAAACUAUACUGUAACACUUUAUUUUGCUGAGAUAAUGUUCAGAGACAAUCGUUCUUAUCAGAGUCUUGGAAGACGAAUUUUUGACGUUUAUGUCCAGGAUGAAUUGAAACUCAAGGAUUAUGAUAUUGAACAUGAAGCACUAGGAGUUGACAAGGCAGUAAAACCUGAACUGAAAGCAUUUGUUAAGGAUAAAACUUUACAAAUUCGCUUUGUUUACACAGGGAAAGGGACAACAGGUGUACCUGUUAGAGGAAUAUAUGGCCCUUUAAUAUCAGCUAUUUCUAUGGAAUCUGAUAAUCCUCCGCAAGAUUCAAGUCCUAAUUGGAAAGGAAAGAUUAUCAUUGCGGUUGUAGUUGUGGCUUUAGGUUUAUGGAUUUUUCUUACCUUUUUUGGUAUUUCUUGGUGGAAGGGCAAUCUGGGAUAUCGAACAUCACGGGAAGAAGUGUUGAAAGGAUUGGAUCUGCAGACUGGAGUAUUUACCUUUCAACAAAUUAAAGCUGCCACUGAUGAUUUUGCUGCUGCAAACAAGAUUGGAGAGGGUGGUUUUGGAUCUGUUUACAAGGGAAUUCUAUUGGAUGGUACUACAAUUGCUGUCAAGCAGCUUUCAUCGAAAUCAAAUCAAGGGUCUCGUGAAUUUGUAAAUGAAAUAGGCAUGAUUUCUGGUUUAAGACACUCAAAUCUAGUAAAACUGCAUGGAUGUUGUACUGAGCGUAAACAAAUGCUGCUAGUGUAUGAGUUCAUGGAAAAUAACAGUCUAGCCAGGGCUCUAUUUGGUCCAGAGGAAUUACGACUGAAUCUGGACUGGCCUACUAGACAAAAGAUUUGCAUUGGUAUAGCAAAGGGCCUGGUGUAUCUGCAUGAGGAGUCGAUUCUUAAAAUUGUCCAUAGAGACAUCAAAGCUAAUAACAUUCUUCUGGACAAUGAUCUGAACCCGAAAAUCUCGGACUUUGGUCUGGCCAAGCUUGAUGAAGAGGAAAACACCCAUAUUACAACUAGAGUUGCUGGAACUAUCGGGUAUAUGGCACCGGAAUAUGCACUGUGGGGUUAUUUGACAGACAAAGCAGAUGUUUACAGUUUUGGGAUUGUUGCACUUGAAAUUGUUGCUGGAAAGAACAACAUGAGAUAUCGUCCAAACGAAAAUUACGUCUGUCUUCUUGAUUGGGCUCUUAAUGUUCAUCAAAAUGGGAAUUUGAUGGAGCUAGUCGACCCACAGUUGUGUUCAAAUUACAACAAGGAAGAGGCAAUGAGAAUGAUUAGAGUAGCUCUACUGUGCACUAAUUCAUCUCCAGCACUUAGGCCAACUAUGUCUUCUGUAGUGAGCAUGCUAAAAGGUGAUAUCAGUAUACAUGAGCUAAACCUCAAUUCGGAUAUGUAUGGGGAUGAUUUUUGCAAGUUCAGAGGGCUGAGAGACAAGUAUAGCCAGACCAAAAGCAGAAGCUCGGGAAAUUACUCAGAAACCUUUGGUGAUGUAUCUGAUGUUAUCAAUAAUGGUUCAUCCACAUCUGCUUAUGACCUCAAUACAGUAAGCCUUCAAUCCGAGUAACAAGGAAAGUCCUAAACUUUUGCGUAUUUCAGAGCUUGUCAACGUUUUCUGUUUUCUAGUUGGAGUAUUAUGUACUAUAGAUUUGUAAUCUCUAUAACCUCAUAUAGUGGCCAUAUCUAUCUUAUGAAUUUAAACUUGGUGUUAAUGCUUGAUACCAAAAGUUCAGCUGUAAUAGUCCUAAAUUAUGAUUUUACCUAAAGAAUAACACCUGUAGGUUUAACGUGUCCCAUUGAUUAUGCUAACCGCUAUUACUACAGCCCUCUACUUUUACUUUCACUUUGCUCUCUCCUUUGCUUGCAAAUAUACAACAUAUAUCUGGCAAAAGUAUCAUUAGUUCCACUGUAGAGUGUAAAGAAUCCCAGCCUUAAUUA